AUGCUUGACACAGAGGUAGACUACGACUAUGACGCAUUCAAAUACCCUAAAUUUCAUCUCCCUUAUAUAGUCAGAACCCCCAGCCCCUCAAGCCUACCCUGGUCCCUUACCCCCGAAUUUUACCACAAAGACCGCGAGCAUAAACUCCUCAGUCAUCUGUGGCAUGUGCAGUUGGGAAAAGAGCAACUCCGCCACCAUUGGAACAUCCAAGCACUGCACGAGUUCUGGCGCGAAAACGGGCCCUCAACAUUCGAAGGCAGACGCUAUGGUUGGUCCCCAACUUGGAUUGUUGACGCUCUCGACUCGCUUAAAGAAGAUCUGGAAGGAUUUCAGAGGGUAGCGGAUCGCGCAGAGUUGAAAAGGGUACGGAUGCAGAAGCAGGCGAAGCAAGUUCUGAGACUAUCUGGAAUAGAGCUUAAGGAUGAGGGGUGGACGAGUGACGGCGAGAUAAACCUGGCAGUGAAGUUGGCGAGGGAGGAUGUAGUGGGUGGGGAAGGGGAGUGUUUGGGGGACGAGGCGGCGUUGGUUAAGAAGAUUGUAAUGGAUAAGGAGAAGGGGUGGGAGAGUUUUAGGCUGAGGGAUAAGAAGGAUCGGGAGACGAUGAAAGACGCGGCAAGACGGAACUUGGAAAAGUGGAGGGACACGAUUGAAGAAAUGACAGCAAGACGUGGAAAUGAGAGCGAUGGUAAUACUGACUUCGAUGACGAUGAGACUCCUACGCACACGCCGUUACGACGCCCGUGGAAACUUCCCGUUACGCCCCCUGAUCGACCUGCCGUGAAUACUUUAGAAACGGCCCGCAAGUCAUCCAAGAUUGUUCAUCAUAAGGGCGAGGAGAGAGAUCUCCAUUUUCUAACUUGGGAUCCACUCGCUCUCUCUCGCAUGAUGAUGGAUGUGAAGAUGGUUAUGUCUGAUAUUGAAUCUGGGUCUGGUCGGGAUCCGAUGGCGAUCUUGGCGGUGCCGGUUCAACUGCUUUGA
Molecule: messenger RNA, 978 nt
Organism: Paracoccidioides lutzii Pb01
Exons: 3
Coding region: 1-978 (325 amino acids)
Source: RefSeq, a predicted model, not a curated record